Plasmodium relictum is the source of this 1602-nucleotide messenger RNA. It is a transcript of the gene CLS, whose product is annotated as mitochondrial cardiolipin synthase, putative. Gene Ontology annotation, molecular function: catalytic activity. Bases 1 to 1602 code for a protein of 533 amino acids. The record is from RefSeq and is a predicted model, not a curated record. The transcript has a single exon. NCBI's taxonomy places the organism in Eukaryota, Apicomplexa, Aconoidasida, Haemosporida, Plasmodiidae.
AUGAGAAUUAUAGAUAAAAUAACAUAUUUAUAUAAAAAAUUUAUAAAAAAGAAGACAAAUAAUUCAGAAGAAGUAAAUUUUGAUAAAUUAGUAAAUGAUAAUGUAGAAGAGUUAAAAAUUGAAGAUAAAGAAGAAAAAGAAAAAUUAAAAAAAAAAUGGAGAGAUAUCUUAAUAAAAAAUUCAGAAAAAUAUGGAAAAGUUUCCAAAGGAAAUAAAGUAAAAAUUUAUAAUGAUGGAUUGUCAGCAUUUAGUGAUAUAUUAAGGUCAAUUGAUAAAAGUAAAAAAAGAGUAUGGUUUGAAUCAUAUAUAUUUGAUGAUUCAAGAUUAGCUGAAAUAAUUGUUAAUAGUUUAUGUAAUGCAUCAAAAAGAGGAUGUGAUGUAAUUUUAUUAAUUGAUUAUAUUGGAAGUUUAAAAAUGAAAAGUAAAUGGGUAAACAAGCUUAAAGAAAAUAAUGUAAACAUUAUCUUUUUUAACACUUUUUUAAAUUCAUUUCUAAAUAUGUUACCAAUUUUUUUUCGAGAUCAUAGAAAAAUAAUUAUAACAGAUAACUGUGCUUACUGCGGUUCAAUGAACGUAUCAGAAAAUGUAAUACCAAAUGAAAAUUUUGAUAAAAAGGAGAAUGGGGAAAAAAAAAGUAAAUGCUUAGAAUAUUAUGAUUUGCAUAUGAAAAUUAAAGGUCCAUCAGUAAAAGAUUUGGCAGAUGUAUUUCUUGAUUCAUUAAAAAUGACAAAAAGUUCAAUUAUUAGGAAUCCAAUAGAAAAGCAAAAAAUGUAUUUUAGUGACGAUUCCUGUUUUAUACAGGUAUUAGAAUCUAAUGUUCUUAGAAAAGUUAAAUCUAUUCAAUUAACCUUUGAUUAUAUUAUAAAAAAUGCAGCAUAUAAUAUUUAUAUUACUACUAGCUAUUUUCUGCCUCCUGGAUUUUUAAGAAGAGCUUUAUUUUCUGCUUUAUCCAAUGGAGUUAAUAUUUCUUUCCUUUUUUCAGGGAAUUCAGAUGUAUAUGGUGAUGUCCCUGCUACUUAUUAUAUAAUGAAAAAAUUUUUAAAAAAAUUUCAUAAAAAAAACUCAACUGGUGAAUAUAAUAAAAUUCUUAUAAAUUAUUUAAAUUUACGUAAAAAUUUAUAUUAUCAAAAUUUUAUAAGAAAUCCAAAAAAUAUACAUCAAAAUAAAAAGAAAAAAAAUAGAGGUACUAAUAAAUUUUAUUUUUUUCAAAAAAAACAUUGUCAUGCUAAAAAUUUAGUUGUUGACAACCUUUGGUGUGCUAUUGGAUCAUUUAAUUGGGAUAGGUUCUCAUCAAGAAGAAAUUUAGAAGUUAUGAUAUCUAUUUUUGAUAAGAAAGUUUGUGAUCAAUUUAUAAAAGAGCAUCAAAAUAAAAUAAAAGAUAAUUCAAUCGAAAUUACUUUACCUCAUAUAACAAACAGAAACGUUUUUCAAAUUCUUAUGAGUUAUUGUGCUUAUCACCUUGGAAAGUUAUCAGGAAGAAAUAUCUUUGAUGGAUUAUCUAAUAAUAGCAAAAAAACGAUUCUAAGAAAAGCUUUAAUAAAUAAAUAUUUAAAUGAUAAUUGCAUUCAAAAUAUAUCUUUAAACAUGAUGUGGGGAGUUUAG